This is a messenger RNA of Dalotia coriaria, 2159 nucleotides long. RefSeq names its product serine/threonine-protein kinase 11-interacting protein-like. Gene Ontology annotation, molecular function: protein binding. The transcript is spliced from 2 exons. Gene Ontology annotation, cellular component: cytoplasm. Lineage: Eukaryota; Metazoa; Arthropoda; Insecta; Coleoptera; Staphylinidae. The record is from RefSeq and is a predicted model, not a curated record. The coding region runs from base 151 to 2088 and encodes 645 amino acids.
UGCUGAUUCCAUUUUCUAUCAACUUCUCAUAUAUCCUAACCAGUUUAACAACAAAUUUGCAUCAAUAUUAAGCAAUAAAAAGUUUUAGCAUGCUGUUAAGGUGUUCUGACGGUUACUAUAGUUGUUUCUAUUAAUCUCAUCUAAUAUAUAAUGGAUACAAGGGAUCUAUCAAAGUUGGCAGAUAUUCUGCGAAGGAAUGGAGCUGAUGUGUUUAGUGGCAAUAGUAAAUUCAUUUUAUCACUGGAUCUGCUUGUUGAUCUGAAUAAUUCCUUCCGGAUGUUAAUGGACCAACGCGAUGUCAUGACAUCCUCAUUUCAUGUAGUGAGCAGCACCAAUGAGAGAGUUGAAGAAUUCAGGGAUAUGCAUUUUCUACAUGACUUUAUUCAAAGAUCCACCAGUCUCAAAAUCACGCCUCCAUGCAGCACCAGUAGGUGUGGAGAUGUGUCCCAGUUUAAAAACUUGAAGCUACUUGAAGUGCACAAUUUAAACUUGGAUAGAAUUCAAGGAAUUGAGACAGUUAGGAGUCAGCUCCAAAGUUUGAUUUGCACAAGAAGUAUAGAGGAUAUGAAGGCCAUUUUGAUCAAAUGUGGUGGUGAUAAUUGUGAGAAUGAUCCACAGAUUAAAUGGAAUGAUCUAAAGGAGGCUAUGUUUUCUCAUAAUCAUUUAACUCAAAUUGAAGGUCUUUCAUUGAUACCAAACUUGCAUACUCUAGACUUGAGCCAUAAUGACAUUGAAGAUGCUGAAAAGUUGAAUAUGUUAGCAAAUUUAAAAAAUUUAAAUUUAAGUUAUAAUAAAUUGGCCAAUAUUCCAGAAUUCACAAGUACUUCAUGCAAUAGAAUACAGAGAUUAGUACUUUGCUACAAUUUUAUAGAAGAUUUAACACCUGUUUCUACCUUGACCAAUCUUCGUGAGUUAGAUCUAAGGGAAAACUGCAUUGUUGAACAUAAAGCCUUAGCUCCUAUUGCCAACCUAGCAACUCUUCAAUUACUAAACUUGGAAGGAAACCCAUUAAGUUAUCAUCCUCAACAUAGACCAAGAGCUACCAGCUAUCUGCAUGAGAGUACUUCGACUGUGCGCUUUCUUCUCGAUGGCAAACUUCUGAGCAAGGCCGAGAAACAAUUGACUGGCUCGUUACAUCCGCGAGUGAGGCUCAGGACAAUAUCAAAUACGUCGGCUUCUGCAAACGUUGCUGAGAAACCACGACGAGUACGUAACGUGACAAUAACCGAUAACGAGUACACUCCAAUCGUGGAACACGACCGUAGUGAAGAAUUUAGCUCGAGCAUGAUGCUUUCCGGAGAGCAUUUGGAUGCAAAGCGGCAAAUCGAACAAUUGAAAAAGGAGUACGGAGAGGAUUGGUUGAAGAGUCAGGCUGGAAGCUUGGUUCAGGAUGUUCUAGGUAUAGAAAAGUCUCUGCUUUCGUCAACGCCUUACGAUUCUCCUAUAGAAUAUGCGGUUGCCGAAGAAUUAUCUUCACAAGAAGAGCCUGAACCUGCGAAGGAAUUGGUCAGCGCUACAUUGCCCUACACGACAGCCUCUGAAACAAGUCAGGAUACAUUACAACCAGAUGAUACAAAUGGAUUGUAUGAAACUGCGCAAACUAACGAGGGGCGUUCUCCUACUCCAAGCGAUGACGAUCAAGACGAUGGUGACUUGGGCGAUGGCGAAGAGAAUAUUUUUCUUGCUACUCUUGUUAAUUCGGAAGAAUCUGUUUUCAUAGUUAUCACAGAAUCACAUAUUAUGGAGCGCGAAAGCACACGCAGCAAGGAAUUGUCACGUUGGCCUAUUGAAACACUGACAAUCUGCGAAAGUGAUGAAAAUUCCAUUACGAUUUAUUUUGACACCAUGCGAAAGGACGCUAAAUGUCGUAAGUACGAGUGGGAUAACGAGGAGUCGCCGAAAUUGUUGGUAGCUUUGCGAGCGAUUAUCAGUAACAAACCGGAACCGCAAACUACUUUGAAUGUCUAUAAAUGCUUGAAAUGUUCUACGCAGUUUGGCGUUGAAAUGGCAAAAACACUAAUGGACGAUAAUAAGGGGAGCGUUUGUCCAACCUGUGGGAGUGAUCUAGUGUUUGAGGAUGACUCUUGAAACUUAUGUUAAAAUUUGAGUUAUAUAUACAAAAAUAAUGUUUAUGAAAUACAGAUUAUAUUUUAUCAUCA